Messenger RNA from Tachysurus fulvidraco (yellow catfish), 1612 nucleotides. Its product is annotated as alpha-amylase-like. The coding region runs from base 41 to 1579 and encodes 512 amino acids. The transcript has 10 exons. The record is from RefSeq and is a predicted model, not a curated record. Gene Ontology annotation, biological process: carbohydrate metabolic process. NCBI's taxonomy places the organism in Eukaryota, Metazoa, Chordata, Actinopteri, Siluriformes, Bagridae. Gene Ontology annotation, molecular function: cation binding; alpha-amylase activity.
AUCUGUCUGUCUGAGUUAUUCCUCAGUCUGAGAAGUGAAGAUGAAGCUUCUCAUUUUGGCGGCGCUUUUUGGCCUGAGCCUUUCCCAACACGACCCUCACACUAAACAUGGCCGCACCUCCAUCGUUCACCUGUUUGAGUGGCGCUGGCAGGACAUUGCUGCUGAGUGUGAGAGGUACCUCGCUCCCAACGGCUACGGAGGAGUUCAGAUUUCUCCCCCAAGCGAGAGCAUCGUCCUCACCAGCCCUUGGCAUCCUUGGUGGCAAAGAUAUCAGCCAAUCAGCUACAAACUCUGCUCCAGAUCAGGAACUGAGGCAGAGCUCAAGGACAUGAUCACCAGGUGCAACAAUGUCGGGGUGAAUAUUUAUGUGGAUGUGGUGAUUAAUCACAUGUGUGGAGCCGGAGGUGGAGAAGGGAAACACUCGAGCUGUGGUUCAUAUUUCAAUGCCAACAAAAAGGAUUUCCCUUCAGUUCCCUACUCCAGCUGGGACUUUAAUGAUGGGAAAUGUUUCACUGCCAGCGGCGACAUCGAGAAUUAUAAUGAUAUUUAUCAGGUGAGAGACUGUCGUCUGGUCAGUCUGCUGGAUCUGGCGCUGGAGAAGGAUUAUGUCCGUGGUAAAGUGGCUGAAUACAUGAACAGUCUGAUUGAACUGGGCGUGGCUGGCUUUAGAGUGGACGCCUGUAAACACAUGUGGCCUGGAGAUUUAGAUGCCGUCUACAGUCGUCUAAAAAACCUCAACACCCAGUGGUUCAACGCUGAUUCCAGACCCUUCAUCUACCAGGAGGUCAUUGAUCUGGGUGGAGAGGCGAUUAAAGCUUCAGAUUAUUAUGGGCUGGGCAGAGUGACCGAAUUUAAAUAUGGCGCUAAACUGGGGACCGUGUUCCGUAAAUGGAACAAUGAGAAACUGCGCUAUCUGGUUAACUGGGGUGAAGGUUGGGGUUUUAUGCCGUCUGAUAAAGCCUUGGUGUUUGUUGAUAAUCAUGAUAAUCAGAGAGGUCACGGAGCUGGUGGAGGUUCCAUCCUCACCUUCUGGGAUCCCAGGUUGUAUAAGAUGGCUGUCGGUCUGAUGUUGGCGCAUCCGUACGGCUUCAUCAGGGUGAUGUCCAGCUACCGCUGGGAGCGACGCUUCGUUGAUGGAAAGGAUCAGAACGACUGGUUGGGACCUCCGAGUGACAGUGAUGGAAAGACGAAGCCGGUGGUCAUUAACGAGGACACGACGUGUGGAGACGGCUGGGUGUGUGAACACAGGUGGAGACAGAUCAGGAACAUGGUGAUUUUCCGGAACGUGGUGAACGGCCAGCCGCUUGUGAACUGGUGGGACAACGGAAACAACCAGAUCGCGUUCGGUCGCGGGAACCGAGGCUUCAUCGUCAUCAACAACGACGACUGGUCUCUGGACGUCAUGCUGAACACCGGUUUGCCUGCUGGCAUCUACUGCGACAUCAUUUCUGGCCAAAAGGAAGGAAACUCUUGUACAGGAAAACAGGUUGUUGUGGGCGGAGACGGACACGCCCAUUUUAACAUCAGUAACAUGGAGGAGGAUCCGUUCGUCUCCAUCCACAUUGACGCUAAACUGUGAAAUAAUACAAAAUAAAAAUCAUGUGAGCACCAA